This is a messenger RNA of Pisolithus orientalis, 1622 nucleotides long. RefSeq lists its product as uncharacterized. The transcript has 4 exons. Bases 395 to 1213 code for a protein of 272 amino acids. NCBI's taxonomy places the organism in Eukaryota, Fungi, Basidiomycota, Agaricomycetes, Boletales, Pisolithaceae. The record is from RefSeq and is a predicted model, not a curated record.
CUUCACUCCCUCUCUCGGCAUCAGAUCACUCCCAAAGACAGCCAGAGCGAGAGGGUCUUCCUUCUGACCGCCCGCCAUGUCCCUCUCCUGCCGCCUGCACACUCUAACCAGCUCUAUUCUCGCAAAACGUCCAACCAGCGUCGUGUCAACACUGUCGUUCUCGGCAGCAAAACCUACACCGGCGACCUUGAGGGCAUGAUGGGCAAAAUCGGGCGCGAGCUCAUCCUCAUCAGGACGGACCAGAGGGAGCUUGAUAAUUUGGGGGGAGGACGUUGAGGGGGAGAAGGCCAGGAGAACUAGAGCGCGAGAGGACUACCAGGCAGCGUUGGCGAAGGCGAUGCAUACAGUCUCUGGCGUGAACGACUUCCGUGGUGACAUCACCAAGCACUAGAGCAUGCUGAGCCAGCGCGUGCUCGGUUACGUCCUCCACGCCCCUCCCAUUUCCUGCGCUACCGACCCCAAGCAGCUCACAGAGGACUGGGCCUUGGUCGAUCUCAACCUUGACAAGAUUGAUUGGGACACGUUCAAGGGCAAUGUUCUCUAUCUCUGCAGCAAGAUCUCGUCAGCUGCCUUUGUCCUCAGGAUGCACCCUCAUCCCGAAGGCCAAUCGGACCUCAAAUACCCGCUUGGUGGCCUCCUCCAAGUUAAAGGCGUCGUCAAGGAGGCCGAACUACGCAGCCCGAAGCAGCCCGAGGCCUACAGCGAGGAGCGCCUUCUCGUAGUCAAGACCAUGGGAGCCACUAUUGGUCGCAUGACAGGUAUCGAGUCGGUCAUCCGCGAGUACGACCAGUAUGGCCUCAAGAAGACGUCUCUGGAAGUUGCUGUAUACCCCUACAACCAUAAAGAUGGCGCGUUCUCUGCCUCUGGUGACUCUGGUUCCAUCGUCGGACUGGUCACAGGCGAUUCCGGCACGACGGAGUCUACUGAUCUGACCUACAUCACGCCGUAUUUCUGGCUCGGGGAGCACGUUAAGAAGGUCUUUGGACUUCUAGGUCGCGGCAUCAAUGCACAACGAUAUCGGGGACGCUGGCGAGGCGUCUCGAUCCUUGUCUUGCCUCUUCGUAUGCGAUUGUGCGACUUCGUCUCUUUCCAUCACGCUCUUUUCCUUCCGUCACGCUCGUUUAUCUAUCAGUUCGUUGUCGGUACCGACGUGGUAGAUUGCUGUUUAGGCAUGAGACUCGUCGACAUGUCGUCUGCGUCUUUGACGACGUGAUUCGAUUAGUUGGUCCUUCGCGGUGGCAUCAUGAGUUUUUUUUUCGGACAUGUGCAACGCAGCUAGUACUACCACCCUCCCAACUCCUCUGGCCUACUCCUCUAGCCCCUCUCGAUCGCUUAUGUGAAUCUCAUCUUGAAAUAACAGUGUUCAUGUCGUGUUUACCUUGCGUGCGAUAAACCAAAGUUCGAUACCUAGGUAAAGUCGACUUAGGCACUUGGUACUCUGGUACUACACUGGCAAUGGCUUGUCUCUCUUCUCGCUCGCCACUUCAAGGUCCCGACUAUAACUUCGUCUGACGAUUUCGUCCUAAUGAGAUAAUUGCUAAGGUCUUGGGAAUAUCAUCUCGGACAGGGUGCUGGAGAGGUGAUGCCGACAUAGACAGUCAGUUUUGUAGAGAUUCUUGAAC